AUGGACAUCGUCAAGCUUAUUGAGCCUUGCAUCCGAGCUCUCAUGUGCCUGCUAGGGAUUCUGGGAAAUAGCUGGCUGGCAAUUCGCACUCUGCCCAGCAGAAGAUCUCAGCUCCGUACCAACGAAGCCCUAUUCCUCAACCUGGCCGUCUCCAACCUCAUCACCAAUGUCCUGGUGGAUGUGCCUGAUACCAUGUCGGAGUUCGCUGGCGGAUGGUUCCUGGGGAAUAUAUACUGCAAGAUGUACUGGUUCUUCUCAGACCUCUCUGAAACCAGCAGCAUCUUCUCCACCCUGCUGAUCAGUCUGUUCUGGUACCAGAAGCUUGUGUGGUCGCUGAAGCGGGGUGGAGCCCGAGUGGCACUGGACAGCCUCCGCCUGAUCGCCCCGCUGCUGGCUGGGAGUUGGGCUGUCGCUGUGCUCUUCAGCUUCCCCAACCUCAUCUACGGCGUCUUGGAAACCAAGAACCAAACAGCAGCUAAAUGCAUAGUAGAGUUUCCUUCUCAAAAAGCCAAGGAAAUCUAUGAAAUCGCGUACUUGACCCUGGCUAAUGUCGUGCCCAUUUCUGGAAUAUUAUUCGCUAGCGUACAGAUCGUGGUGACCUUACUCCGACACCGGAACCGCAUCCAGGGAAUGGGUGCUGACCCACCCCCUGCCCCCCAGACGCUUGGGCCAGAAGGAUCCAGCCUGCCAGGGGGGACAGCGGCAGGAGGGGCUAAAAAUAUUCCACCCCCACGACCCAGCAAGCCCACACCGAACGCUGGCACCCAAGUAAGGGCAGCCAAGAGCAAGGUGGCUGUGGCCAGCAUUUUCCUGGUCUGCUGGCUGACCCAUCUGCUAUCGCGCAUUUACAACAACAUCAAUGAGUCGUCCGUGUUGAUGGAUGUAGCCUCAUACGCCGGUUCCUCCUACACCAGCAUCAUCCCCUACAUCUUCCUCUACGGCAUCAGAAAGCUGACCUGCUCAUGUCGAGGGUGA
Paramormyrops kingsleyae is the source of this 975-nucleotide messenger RNA. The record is from RefSeq and is a predicted model, not a curated record. Lineage: Eukaryota; Metazoa; Chordata; Actinopteri; Osteoglossiformes; Mormyridae.